Impatiens glandulifera is the source of this 2385-nucleotide messenger RNA. RefSeq names its product formin-like protein 8. The transcript has 2 exons. NCBI's taxonomy places the organism in Eukaryota, Viridiplantae, Streptophyta, Magnoliopsida, Ericales, Balsaminaceae. Gene Ontology annotation, biological process: actin nucleation; actin cytoskeleton organization. Gene Ontology annotation, molecular function: actin filament binding. The coding region runs from base 140 to 2263 and encodes 707 amino acids. The record is from RefSeq and is a predicted model, not a curated record.
AGAAAUCAAGAAACUCUCUCUCUCUAAAAGAACAGCUUACCAUGUCAACAACUCACACACAAAAAAAACCAGACGAGACUGCACGUAAUUGAAGGUCUUCUUCUUUAGCUUGUUCCUUUCUUUCUAUCAUCAAUCCGCCAUGGCUGCAAAAGCUCCGCCUUGGCCACUUCUCAUAUCUCUCUUCGCCUUUCUUUCUUUCAUACCCAUCUCCUCCCUUUCCCAAUCAUCUUCUUUCCCUCAAAAUAUCCAGACUUUUUACCCCGUCAUCCCGCCGCCGCCGCACCCUCCACAGACAAAACACAUUCCCCCACGGCAACAGGUGAAUAGUCAUUCUCCAUCUCCGACGUUCAGAAAAGUUGUCAAAGCCGUUGUGGCAACAGCCACAGGCACAGUUUUUGUUUCAGCUCUGUUUUUCUUUGUCCUGAUAAAAUACACCAAUAACAAGAAACAGAAGCUUUCGAAGCCUAAUGCCGAUCCAUACCCGGAUCUCCGGCGAGAGCCAAGGGAAGAUUUUGUUAGACCCAGUGGAGUGCUUGUGGAUGAGGAUAUGCAUAAGCAGCAUAACUGGAAGAGAUUCAAAGUGGGGAAGAUUAGAAGUACAUUUUACAUGUGCAAUAACUUUGUUAAGGAUGAUGAAAAACGUCGAGACAGGAAGAAUAGUUUUCUGACGGUGCAGGAAAGACCUCUACUUAGUGAGGGAGAGACAGUUGCAUCGCCGGCCCCGGAGCCGGCGGUGGAGAAGAUGAUAGAGUUGCCGACUUUACCUCUACCCCCGUCAGCUCCUCCGCCUCCUCCGGCACCACCGAAAAUCCCCACUCCACCGCCUCCGAUUCCCAAGAAAGGCCCUGCCGAUCUUCCCAAGCCACUCCCGGUGGCGCAGUCUUGGUCAGGAACAGAGAAUGGGCAGGUUAAGAUGAAACCCUUACACUGGGAUAAGGUGAAUCCACACAAUGUAGAUCAUUCAAUGGUUUGGCAUGGAAUAGAGAAAGGCUCCUUCAAGGUCAAUCACGAUCAAAUGGAAGCUCUGUUUGGCGAUCGGAAAUCACCCAAACAAUAUUCUUCUUCUCAAGCCAUUGAAAAAUCAAACCAAUCUUCUCAGAUAUUCAUUCUUGAUCCCAGAAAGUCUCAAAACAUCGCAAUUGUUGUCCGAUCAUUAGCCAUUUCCCGGGGAGAAAUCUCUGAUUCUCUCGUGGACGGUCAUGGCCUAAACGUUGAAACUCUAGAAAGGCUUACAAGAAUCGCGCCAACCCAGGAAGAAGAAACUUCCAUUCUUGAAUUUAACGGAGAUCUAGAAAAGCUUGCAGAUGCCGAAUCAUUCCUCCACCAUCUUCUCAAAUCGGUCCCAACCGCUUUCCCCAGGCUCAACGCCAUGCUAUUCAGAUCUAAUUACGAACCAGAAACUCUCUAUUUGAAAGAAUCUUUGCAAACACUUGAGCAGGCCUGUAACGAUCUGAAAACUCGCCGGAUUUUCCUGAAACUUCUAGAAGCAAUCCUCAAGGCCGGAAACAGGAUGAACGCCGGAACGACAAGGGGAAAUGCUCAAGCUUUCAAUCUCACAGCUCUUAGAAAGCUUUCCGAUGUUAAGAGCAGUGACGGGAAAACAACCCUUCUUCAUUUCAUCGUGGAAGAAGUCGUACGUGCAGAAGGUAAACGUUGCCUUGUAAACAGAUCCAAAAGCUUGAACAGAACUAGCAGCAAUAACGUCGACAGUUCAAUAUCUGAUCAAGACAAAGAGAGGGAAUACAUAAUCAUGGGUCUUCCUGUUGUUGGAGGCCUUAGUGCUGAAUUGGGAAGCGUUAAGAAAGCUGCAAAAAUGGAGUUCGACGGAUUAGCAAAAACCUGUCCAGCUCUCAAAGCUAGGCUUAGUGAGAUUCGUCAGAUCGUAAGGAAAAACGAGAAUAACGAUGGAUUUACAAACGAGAUGAGGAGUUUUCUUGAAUCAGCUGAGGAAGAACUGAGAGGACUGGAGAAGGAACAAGAGAAAGUAAUGGAGAUUGUGAAGAAAACGACAGAUUACUAUCAUGGAAAUGAAGGCAACAACAACCCGCUGCAGCUGUUUGUCGUUAUUAGAGAUUUUUUGGCCAUGGUUGAUCAAACUUGCAUUGAUAUUACCAGGAAUAUGCAGAAGAGAAGGAGAAGUGGAGUAAAUGAUGCUGGUGAGUCGUCUUCUCUAGCUAGACGGACUGUACAGUUUCCACAGUUGCCUCCAAAUUUCAUGUCAGACAAGUUGAACGACUCCAGUGAUUCAGAGGAAGAGAGCUAGCUUGAUUGUACUUGUACAUAGAAAAUGAAAAAUCUUGAGCUGCACAAACAUAACUCUUUCGAUCUCUCCAUGAUUCUUUUUUCCAAAUUCAAAUGAUAAAUAAAGAUUUGGUUUGUUUUGUU